Messenger RNA from Heteronotia binoei (common prickly gecko), 909 nucleotides. RefSeq names its product zinc finger SWIM-type containing 7 (gene ZSWIM7). Bases 277 to 696 code for a protein of 139 amino acids. Gene Ontology annotation, molecular function: zinc ion binding. NCBI's taxonomy places the organism in Eukaryota, Metazoa, Chordata, Lepidosauria, Squamata, Gekkonidae. The transcript has 6 exons. The record is from RefSeq and is a predicted model, not a curated record. Gene Ontology annotation, biological process: double-strand break repair via homologous recombination. Gene Ontology annotation, cellular component: Shu complex.
UGGGCGUGGCUCCGCCAUUCUGUCCUCCGCACGGCCGGGGCCUCAGCUUCGCUUGAAGGCGGCACCGGCAGAAGUCUCGCCCGGCGGCCGCUAGAAGCGGCGCGACUCCCAGCUUCGUUCGCGGCAACCGUCUUAGCAGAGCCCAUAGCAACAUGGCCCCUUUAAGGAAAGGCGGGUGACCUUGGUGACGGCAUCCCCCAUCACGUGACACGGAGGAAGCGGAACCGGAAGGCCUCUGGCAAUAGCCCAGAAAGGGAUCCGUGGUACAGUCUUAGGAUGGACGCCACCCUGCCAGCCGUGGCUGAAGAGUUGUUGAGAGAGAUAAGAAAAGCUUUCCAAGAGACUUCACAAGUCCCUGAUGACCUUCUCUCGGCGCUAAAAUUCGUUUUUGGGGCUUCCGCCGUCCCUGCUUUGGACCUGGUCGAUCGCCAGUCGGUCACACGGAUCGUGUCUCCUAGCGGAAGGACUGUGUAUCAGGUGCUGGGCAGCUCGGGCAAGCUGUACACUUGCUACGCCUCCUGCCACUUCUGCUCCUGUCCGGCCUUUGCCUUCUCCGUCCUGCGCAAGAGCGACAGCCUGCUGUGCAAGCACCUUCUGGCCAUCUACCUGAGCCAGGCCCUGGGCAGGUGCCAAGAGGUCACCGUUUCCAACAAGCAGCUGACCAGCCUCUUACUGAUGGAGGACAGCCUGAAUUAAAGAGAGACGAGAGCAAGGUUUUGCAGCCAAGGGGGGGGGUCUGGCUACAGGAUGGUGGAAUCCAGACUGGAGGGGUGGGGGCAUUGGAGUCCGUGGAACUCCUUUUGUCUUCUGCUUUCUCACCCCAGCCGCCUCUGCGAGGCACCGGAGCUUCUGUUUUCAAUGCACCGUCUUUAAAAGCAACGCCCCCGGAUUAAACUGCACGUAUCUAAC